Molecule: messenger RNA, 2004 nt
Organism: Didymella exigua CBS 183.55
Lineage: Eukaryota; Fungi; Ascomycota; Dothideomycetes; Pleosporales; Didymellaceae
Product: GMP synthase
Exons: 2
Coding region: 55-1680 (541 amino acids)
Biological process (GO): GMP biosynthetic process
Cellular component (GO): cytosol
Molecular function (GO): ATP binding; GMP synthase (glutamine-hydrolyzing) activity; GMP synthase activity
Source: RefSeq, a predicted model, not a curated record
CCCUUCUCUUCGCACUUUUUCCUCCUUCCUCUGUUCUCCCAAUUCACCGCCAGCAUGACGACCGACGCGACUCCCCCCGUCCCGCCGCACAAGACGUUCGACACCAUCCUGGUGCUCGACUUUGGGUCGCAGUACACGCACCUGAUCACCCGCCGCCUGCGCGAAUUCAACGUUUACUCGGAGAUGCUGCCGUGCACCGCCAAGCUGGCCGACCUCGACUUCACGCCCAAGGGCAUCAUCCUGUCCGGCGGGCCGUACUCGGUCUACGAGGAGGGCGCCCCGCACGUCGACCAUGCCGUCUUCGACCUCGGCGUGCCGAUUCUCGGCAUCUGCUACGGCCUGCAGGAGAUGGCGUGGCACUUUGGCAAGAACGCGGGCGUCGCCGCCGGCGAGAAGCGCGAGUACGGCCACGCCCACCUGAGCCUGCAGCAGCACGGCGGCCACGUCGACGAGCUGUUCAAGGGCCUCGACAGCGACAUCGAGGUGUGGAUGAGCCACGGCGACAAGCUGAGCCACAUGCCCGAGCACUUUGUCACCGUCGCCCAGACGCCCAACUCGCCGUACGCCGGCAUCGCCCACAGCGACAAGAAGAUGUACGGCAUCCAGUUCCACCCCGAGGUCACCCACACGCCCCAGGGCAAGGUCCUGCUCCGGAACUUCGCCGUCGACAUCUGCCAGUCCAGGACCGACUGGACCAUGGGCAAGUUCGUCGACCAGGAGAUUGCCCGCAUCAGGUCCCUCGUCGGCGACAAGGGCCACGUCAUCGGCGCCGUCAGCGGAGGCGUCGACUCGACCGUCGCCGCCAAGCUCAUGAAGGAGGCCAUUGGCGACCGCUUCCACGCCGUCAUGGUCGACAACGGCGUCCUGCGCCUCAACGAGGCCAAGCAGGUCAAGGAGACGCUGGAAAAGGGCCUCGGCAUCAACCUCACCGUCGUCGACGCCUCGGACCUCUUCCUCGACCGCCUGGCCGGCAUCAAAGACGACCCCGAGAAGAAGCGCAAGGUCAUCGGCAACACCUUCAUCGACAUCUUCCAGCAAAAGGCAAAGGAAAUCGCCGCGGCCGCACACAACACCCCGUCCGCCGGCGAGAUCGAAUGGCUCCUCCAGGGCACCCUGUACCCGGACGUCAUCGAGUCGCUCUCGUUCAAGGGCCCCAGCCAGACCAUCAAGACGCACCACAACGUCGGCGGACUGCCCGCAGACAUGAACCUCAAGCUCAUCGAGCCGCUGCGCGAGCUUUUCAAGGACGAAGUCCGCGCCCUCGGCGUCGAGCUCGGCAUCAACGAGGACCUCGUCUGGCGCCACCCGUUCCCCGGCCCGGGCAUCGCCAUCCGCAUCCUGGGCGAGGUGACGCGCGAGCAGGUCCGCAUCGCGCGCGAGGCAGACCACAUCUUCAUUGAGGAGAUCCGCGCCGCGGGCCUGUACCGCAACAUCAGCCAGGCGUUUGCCGCGCUGCUGCCCGUCAAGGCCGUCGGCGUCAUGGGCGACAAGCGCGUCCACGACCAGGUCAUUGCGCUGCGUGCCGUCGAGACGUCGGAUUUCAUGACUGCUGAUUGGUAUCCGUUUGAUGGCGCGUUUUUGAAGCGCGUUUCGCGUCGCAUUGUGAAUGAGGUUAAUGGCGUCUGCCGUGUUGUUUACGAUAUCACCAGCAAGCCCCCGGGCACCAUCGAGAUGGAGUAGGCGCCGACAAUGUGGUGGGCGUAGCUGCUGAAUGGAGUCGUGGACGGAGAAAAGAAUAGUAGACUUGAUGAUACCCUGCGAGAGCGAGCGCAUACGAGACUUGCGAGAACGCGAAUUGGAUAUGGAUAGAUAUGGAUGGAUAUGGAUGGAUAUGGAUGAAUAUGGAUGGAUGUGGGUGGAUGUGGGUGGAUAUCAUACGAAUAUGAGUAUCAUUCAACACACCCCACCUACCCAUCAACGCCCGCCCGCCCACGAUCUACAAGUUCCUCCCCGCCCCCCUCCGCCACGAACGCCCCCCCCCCCCCCCCCCCCCCACCAUCCGCC